AUGACACAUGCAGAUGUUUGGAGCAUGGGCAUACUCUUAUAUGUACUUAUGUGUGGCUUUCUACCAUUUGAUGACGAUAAUAUCAUGGCCUUGUACAAGAAGAUUAUGUGUGUCGGCUACAUUUGGUUUGUGUUUGCUCCUUUCCUAAUAGCUAGAAACCAAUGCCUGAAGGAAACUCCGAUUAAAAUGCCAGUAAAUUCAGUGGGAGCAGAGAUGUCAAUGACAGGUGUCAUUAACCCUGAGUGGCGGUGUCGCUCAGUGGAACUGGAUCUCAACCAAGCACAUAUAGAGGAAAUUCUCAAAAGAAAAGGAACGAAAGUGUUUCGGAGCCUUGAGAGGGGUUUGGAUAAGGUUAUCACUGUGCUCACCAGGAGCAAAAGGAGGGGCUCUGCCAAAGAUUGGCCAAGAAGACUGAAGCUGCACUAUAAUGUGACUACAACCAGAUUAGCGAACCCAGAUCAACUCUUGAAUGAAAUAAUGACUUUUUCUCCUACUAACUGGCUUCUUGUUUUUUACAGCUACACACUGAAGUGUCAAACACAGUCAGAUUUUGGCAAAGUGACAAUGCAGUUUGAACUAGAACUGUGCCAACUUCAAAAACCCGAUGUGGUGAGUAUCAGGAGGCAGCGGCUUAAGGGUGAUGCCUGGGUUUACAAGAGACUAGUGGAAGACAUCUUAUCUAGCUGCAAAGUAUGA
Molecule: messenger RNA, 696 nt
Organism: Equus quagga
Lineage: Eukaryota; Metazoa; Chordata; Mammalia; Perissodactyla; Equidae
Product: maternal embryonic leucine zipper kinase-like
Exons: 6
Coding region: 1-696 (231 amino acids)
Source: RefSeq, a predicted model, not a curated record